GUUCAGGGACUGCAGCGGGAACGCCUAGCCGCCGCAUAACGGCAACAAGCGGCUAUGGCCGUCGGGGCCCCUAUGAUAAGACCGGCGGUGGCCGGGGCUGUCCCGCCCCUACGCUGUUAUAACUGUAAUCAGCCAGGUCACCUUGCGAAAGAUUGUCCGAAACCUCGAACUCAGGGUGGGCCUGCUGGGCCUUCCCAAAUCCCGCUGGCUGCUCCAACCGCUGCAGGACAAGGGAGGGUGGACACGGUGAUGGAUACCGGGGCAACGGAAAUGGUGACCCCUGCAGCCACUGAGAUAGGGCCCGAUGAAUACAUGGCUGCGGUGAUGUUCGAACCCGGGACCAUCGGAGUGAUACGUCACGUCCAACGGAUUACCGAGGAAAGCGACCUCGGGCCGUGGCGACCAGGGUUCAAAGACCUUGCGGCACCUGGUCCUGAAUACAAGGAUGGCCAUAUCGACGUAUUGGAUGCCUUGAAGGCCUUGGAUCUUCGGAUCCCCGUCCCUAUUCCCUAUCUGCUAACCAUUUUCGAAGCGGAUAAUGAAAAGUUCAUCGAACGAUGCCUCAAAAACAGGCGCCGGUUCGAGGAAAGUCGAAAGGGUAAAAAGCCGGUCCUACGGGACCUACCCACAAACGAGGAGUCGCAGCCCUCGACCUCAAAGGUGCACGAAGCCGACCGGAUAGGAAUGAUCCAGACCGUAGACUCUGCCUCGGAAAAACCCGAGGAGCAUGAACUGCUCGAGCACUUCCAGCCGCCCAUCUCGGACGCUCUUCUCCGGAACCGGUUCAACGACGAUCGGCAACUGCGCUUCGACAUUCAGCAAGUGAACGUCUCGGCUCCUAGCGUUGCUGACUUGGCGGUGUACUCGCUCCUCGCGCAGCGGGUAACGUACGCGGGCGUCUAUGUGGACAUAUCACCCGUGCCUGGUCAGGAAUCCACACGAGUGUUCAUGGAGUUCCGAGCCAUCCAGGUGGCUACGAACUUUGUGCACAACAUCGCUACUUUCACGGGGGAUUUGACCGUCUUGCCCGGGCACGAUCGGGAGCCGGCGUACAGGUUCUUGCGCUAUUACGCCCUCCAGGUGGCGAGAUCGGUGGCGCGAGUGCAAGCGAGGGGCACUCAUCGCUUCACAGCAUACAAAGGACUUCUACGGCGGACUCCUGAGGGAGCACUUGCAUUGGUGGCGCAGCUUCCCGCGCUUCUUCCUCCCACCGAGCCCCUCAACAUCCAAGCUCUUCCCUAUCCUAUGCGCAACUUCCCCGAGUACCUGGUGGAGCUGACGGACGUGGAGCAGUUGCCGGCCGCUGACGAGGACGCGUGGGAGCUGCAUCGGGCGUUGUAUUCGUCGGUGGUGCUGGGCAUGUUCACCUUUUUCGUGGAGCACGAAGUUCAUAACGUCGGCGAGUUCCUCCACGCAUACUACGUGAUCGCCAAGCCGAGGUCGGAGCGGAAGGAGGGAACAGUGGCGCUUUACCCUUUUGGGAGGAUCGGAACGAAUCGCCCGGGGCUCUUACAACUCAUUCACAUUGAGUUGUUGUCCAUCACGCAGGUAAUCGCCGCAGAAGAAGAAGACUUGCAGCUCAGACUGCGGACCUCCUCAGCCCCGUGCAGAGCGUAUAACGCGGCGGUGAUACCUGACUACCUGGCGCGUGAGGGGGAGUCCGUGGUGGACUUCGGGCACGAAGAUAAGCCGUUGCGGCCUCCAUCAUCGUAUCCAAAGCCGGCGGCCCUGAAGGCACCGAGAAAGAGAACUGUCCCGAAGCAGCGACGAAGUCCAUCGCCGGAAGCUCAGGCCAGUCGAGUGGGGCCUGUUGAGGAGGUCGUCCAGCCUGCGCCGGUGCGCGAAGUCGAUCCGGUUCGCGAGACAAGAGCCACACUCAUCAUCGGACCCCGACUGGGGGAGGACUGCCCCGCCGAAGAACCGCGGAGAUCCACAGGCCAUCGAGAGUCGACACCUCAGCGGCCCCGCUUCCCCGAUCUCAAUAGCCAUGCAGCCGGGCCAUCAGGCGCAGGAGGGGGAUUGGGACGAGUUCCAUAUCCCGCAUCCAGACCCCCCCUCCUUGCAGGACCGUUUCGAUUUCGCCAGCCCAUCCGGGAUACCCCGGUCAUUGACAUUAGCAGUUCCCCCGAGCCGGACGGUCCAUCAAACCGACGUGGAUCACAUGGUGGAACUGGCCACCAUCCGGCUUGAGGCCAUCGAGGGGGGGCCGCGUUCUGAUCCGGCAUGGGAGGCGUU
Chara braunii is the source of this 2235-nucleotide messenger RNA. Lineage: Eukaryota; Viridiplantae; Streptophyta; Charophyceae; Charales; Characeae. The record is from the annotation of a GenBank genome assembly.